AGGCAGGCAGGCAGGCAGGCAGGCCGCAGGCAGCGAGCGAGCAUUCGUUCGUCCGUUCGUCUGUUCAUCCGUUCGUUCGUUCGUCGGCGACGCGAAAACUGCCUGUGGACCCAUCCAUCUACCUCCUUAGACGGGACAGGAUGGAUGACCGGCGCGCGAGCGAGGGAGGGAGCGAGACCAGAAAUCUGGGGAAACCUUGCGCCUGCCUGCCUGCUUGCCUCCCUCCCUGCCUGCCUGCUACAUACGGUGCGAGGCACAUACAUCUCCGUACAUCGAGGUAUAGGAAUAAAAACAAAAACAAUAAAUGGGGAUGGCUGGCUGGCAGCUGGCUCUGGCCUGCCGGAGAGGGCUAAAUGCUGCCUCUUCUGAGAGCAGAGUGCCGUAGAGUAGAGUACUCAGGUAGGGAAUUAAAUUGGAUUGGAUUGGAUUUUUCUUGUCGGC
Tricharina praecox is the source of this 441-nucleotide messenger RNA. RefSeq lists its product as uncharacterized. The transcript has a single exon. The record is from RefSeq and is a predicted model, not a curated record. NCBI's taxonomy places the organism in Eukaryota, Fungi, Ascomycota, Pezizomycetes, Pezizales, Pyronemataceae. Bases 145 to 369 code for a protein of 74 amino acids.